AUGUCCGACAGCACAGUUCUAAAGUUGCGAGAGAGCCUUUGCUCAGAGUCGACCCCACUACCUGUUCGAUUUCGGGCUCUCUUUUCAUUGAAACAUGUUGCGACUACUGGUGAGCCUGCCACUGCCGUCGAGGCCAUCGAGGCCAUCGCGGCUGGCUUCUCGUCGCCGUCGGCACUUCUAAAGCAUGAGCUGGCGUACUGUCUUGGACAGACUAAGCAUGAUGCUGCCAUCAAACCGCUGAGAGACGUUCUUUCUGAUUUGCACGAGGACGCCAUGUGCAGACACGAGGCGGCGGAGGCUCUAGGUGCGUUGGGCCGUGCCGAAAACUUGGAAAUCUUGAAAUAUUUCCGCGAUCGCGAAGGCGAGGAGUUAGUGGUUACCGAGACAUGCGAGAUAGCCAUUGACCGUAUAGAAUGGGAGAAUUCCGAAGAGCGCAAGCAGGAAAAGUUGAGGCACAGCGACUUCGCCUCGAUCGACCCUGCUCCGCCUCUAUCCGAGUCCGACAAAACGGUCGAGGAACUUGAGCGGACUUUGAUGGACACCGCCCAACCAUUGUUCAUGAGAUAUCGCGCCAUGUUCGCCUUGCGGGACUUGGCUUCGCCACCCGACCGCCCGACCGCAAUUCCGGCAGUCCUUGCUCUUGCAAAGGGAUUAUCCGAUUCUUCUGCGCUGUUCCGCCAUGAAAUUGCUUUUGUCUUUGGCCAGCUAUCACAUCCAGCUUCAAUACCCGCCCUAACUGCAGCCUUGAGUAACAUCGAAGAGGCGAGCAUGGUGCGUCAUGAAGCUGCUGAGGCUCUGGGAAGUCUCGGGGACGAGGAGGGCGUAGAAGAGAUUCUAAGACGCUUUCUUCACGAUGAUGAAAAGGUGGUCCGAGAAAGCGUCAUUGUUGCCCUAGACAUGGCAGAGUAUGAGCAGAGCGGCAAUGCUGAAUAUGCGUUGAUCCCGGAAACCGCUAGCGCUUCUGCGUAA
This is a messenger RNA of Ustilaginoidea virens, 969 nucleotides long. RefSeq lists its product as uncharacterized. Gene Ontology annotation, biological process: peptidyl-hypusine biosynthetic process. The record is from RefSeq and is a predicted model, not a curated record. Gene Ontology annotation, molecular function: deoxyhypusine monooxygenase activity. The coding region runs from base 1 to 969 and encodes 322 amino acids. Lineage: Eukaryota; Fungi; Ascomycota; Sordariomycetes; Hypocreales; Clavicipitaceae. The transcript is spliced from 2 exons.